Messenger RNA from Ceratosolen solmsi marchali, 660 nucleotides. RefSeq names its product tRNA methyltransferase subunit 11-2 (gene Trmt112). The record is from RefSeq and is a predicted model, not a curated record. The coding region runs from base 222 to 596 and encodes 124 amino acids. The transcript has 3 exons. Lineage: Eukaryota; Metazoa; Arthropoda; Insecta; Hymenoptera; Agaonidae. Gene Ontology annotation, biological process: tRNA methylation; rRNA (guanine-N7)-methylation; peptidyl-glutamine methylation. Gene Ontology annotation, molecular function: protein heterodimerization activity.
AAAACAAAUAAUUGGACGUAGUUUAUAAAAUAAAGUUCGAAUGAUCAAUAAUAUUCUUAGCAUGUUGUGUUUUAAAUACGAUGUGUUUAACCUAUAAGAAAUAACUGGUGAAUUUACGAAAUGAUAUAAAUACUGAUACGAAAGUAAUAUAAAGUGAUAUAAAGAGUUGUUAUACAGUUUGAAAUUAUUUUGAAUAAAGUUUUAUAAAUUACAAAAGCAAAAUGAAACUCUUAACACACAAUAUGUUAACAUCCAAAUGUUUAAAAGGUGUCCUGGUAGGAUAUCCUUUAAAAAUUGAGGUACAAGAUUUAAGAAUAUGCGAAGUGAAUUGUAAUCUUGACUUUUUAAUCAGAGUCAUUCCUAGAAUUGAUUAUCCAGUUUUGUACACGGCCAUGGAAACUUUGGGCUACGCUAAUGACCUACCAUCCGAAAAACCAGAAGAUUAUCAAACAAAUGAAGAGUUUCUAAAAAAACUGCAUCAUGCUCUUUUUGAAAUUGAAAUUAUUAACGGUAACUUAUUGUGUCCCGAAACAGGAAGGAAAUUUCCAAUUAACGAUGGUAUUCCCAAUAUGCUUCUCAACGAAGAUGAAACAUAGAUAGUUAUUUAUAACUUAAUUAAGAAUAUAUAUAGAUAUAGAUAUAUAAAAUGUAUAAUACAAU